GUCUGCCUUUCCAUCCAGCACCCACUGGAUUUGGCCGACCAGGACACACGAACGAUGACUUCCACAUGCUUCCCACUUCACCAGAAACCCAGUCUGCCCCGUAUCCACCGAAGUGCAGGAGGUUCCAGCUAGUUGCAUUUGCCCUUUUGCCAAUUAUCAUCAUAAUCUCCUCGUCAGGUUCGGAGAACCUCGGACCCGGUAAUGCUAACGCGAUCAAGACUCACUAUCCCCAAGUGAAGGGAUCCAGACUCAACGUACCCCGCAAUCAUCACGAUGAUAGGACAUCUAUCUCUCGACGAUACCUAUGCCCGAACUCGAUCGCUUUAACCGGGACGCAACCGUGAAACGCACCUUUCAAAUCAACCUGCCGUAGCGAAAGUGGGCUAGACGAUACUGGGCACCCCAUGAUGCACUGUUACGGAUCGAUUAGCAUCGUCUCUUUUUCGCUUUCCUCUUCGGCCAAUUGUACUGAAGGCUUGCUGACCCAUGGUCGGGCGAGUUCUUGUUCCAUAGCAGAGCGCCUAACAUACAAGACUUUCUGUGUACACAAGACGCAAAUUAUCCCACGAGCGCCCAAGCGGCUUGUCCAUGGCCGUAUCAAAUCGCGAGAGCCCUUUGCACCGAGGCUACAUUAGCCUCCAUCGG
Aspergillus sclerotioniger CBS 115572 is the source of this 645-nucleotide messenger RNA. RefSeq lists its product as uncharacterized. The transcript is spliced from 3 exons. Bases 66 to 344 code for a protein of 92 amino acids. The record is from RefSeq and is a predicted model, not a curated record. NCBI's taxonomy places the organism in Eukaryota, Fungi, Ascomycota, Eurotiomycetes, Eurotiales, Aspergillaceae.